GGGAUGGGCAAGCGGCGGCGGCGGUCCCGCCUGCUGAGGGCUGUCCCCUGCCGGUCCCCGUCCUGAGCUGGACCCCAGUCCUCCGCACGAAAUCCCUGCGUCUGCCUCGGCCCAGGUUAAAUGGAAACUACCCUUGGAAGCUAAAUGUCUUUGUAGCUGUUCGACCACAUCAGUGUUUUGCAAUGAGUGGGGGAGGAGAACAGCCAGAUAUCCUCAGUGUUGGAAUCCUGGUUAAAGAAAGAUGGAAAGUGUUGAGAAAGAUUGGGGGAGGGGGCUUUGGAGAAAUUUACGAUGCCUUGGACAUGCUCACCAGGGAGAAUGUGGCACUGAAGGUGGAGUCUGCUCAACAGCCAAAACAAGUUCUGAAAAUGGAAGUUGCUGUUUUGAAAAAACUACAAGGGAAAGACCAUGUUUGUAGAUUUAUUGGCUGUGGGCGGAAUGAUCGGUUCAACUAUGUGGUCAUGCAGUUACAGGGUCGGAAUCUGGCAGAUCUUCGCCGUAGCCAGUCACGGGGCACGUUCACUGUUAGCACUACUCUUCGUCUGGGGAGACAGAUUCUGGAAUCUAUUGAAAGCAUCCAUUCUGUGGGAUUCCUGCACCGAGACAUCAAACCGUCAAACUUCGCCAUGGGACGCUUCCCCAGUACAUGUAGGAAAUGUUUCAUGCUUGAUUUUGGCUUGGCCAGACAAUUUACCAAUUCCUGUGGUGACGUCAGACCACCUCGUGCUGUGGCAGGAUUUCGAGGGACAGUUCGUUACGCAUCAGUCAAUGCUCACCGGAACAGAGAAAUGGGAAGACAUGAUGACCUUUGGUCCUUAUUUUACAUGUUGGUGGAGUUUGUGGUUGGUCAGCUUCCUUGGAGAAAGAUAAAGGACAAGGAGCAAGUAGGCUCCAUUAAAGAAAGGUAUGACCAUAGACUUAUGUUGAAACAUCUCCCUCCAGAAUUCAACAUCUUUCUGGACCAUAUCUCCUCUUUGGAUUAUUUUACAAAACCAGACUACCAGCUUCUUACAUCCGUGUUUGACAAUAGCAUCAAGACCUUUGGAGUGAUUGAGAGUGAUCCUUUUGACUGGGAAAAGACUGGAACUGAUGGCUCCUUGGCCACCACCACCACCUCUACCACCCCUCAAUUGCAUACCCGCUUGACUCCUGCUGCAAUUGGAAUUGCAAAUGCCACACCCAUCCCUGGAGACUUGCUUCGAGAAAAUACUGAUGAAGUAUUUCCAGAUGAACAGCUUAGUGAUGGGGAGAAUGGUAUUCCUGUUGGAAUGUCACCAGACAAGUUGCCUGGAUCUCUGGGACACCCUCAUCCCCAAGAAAAGGAUGUCUGGGAAGAGAUGGAUGUUAACAAGAACAAGAUAAAGCUUGGAAUUUGUAAGGCUGCUACCGAAGAAGAAAAUAGCCAUGGGCAAGCAAAUGGUAUUCUCAAUGCUCCAAGCCUUGGCUCACCAAUUCGUGUUCGAUCAGAGAUAACUCAGCCAGACAGGGAUGUUCCUUUAGUACGAAAGUUACGUUCCAUCCAUAGCUUUGAGCUGGAAAAACAUCUCACGCUAGAGCCAAAGCCAGAUACUGACAAGUUUCUUGAGACCUGCCUGGAAAAAAUGCAGAAAGAUUCCAGUACAGGAAAAGAAUCUGUUCUCCCCACUCUGCUUCACAAGCCUUGUGUUCCUGCUGGGUCUCGUACUGACCACAUCUGGCACUAUGAUGAGGAAUAUAUUCCAGAUGCCUCCAAGCCUGCCUCUGCCAACACCCCUGAGCAGGCAGGUGGUGGUGGCAGCAAUGGAUUUAUAGCUGUUAACUUGAGCUCUUGUAAGCAGGAGGUUGACUCCAAAGAAUGGGUGAUUGUGGACAAAGAGCAAGACCUUCAGGAUUUUAGGACAAAUGAGGCAGUAGGCCAUAAAACAACUGGAAGUCCUUCUGAUGAAGAGCCUGAAGUCCUUCAAGUCCUAGAGGAAUCACCUCAAGAUGGAAAGCUCCAAGUAGGUCCUUGGACCAACAAUGAUCAGCUAAAGGAAGCCUCAGGUGCAGUUUUAGUACUCUGUGGGGAAUGCCCUGCCACUCCUGUGUCAGAACAGUACGCAGAUAGGCUAGACCUCCAGGCUGGAGCUGCAAGCCAGUUUAUCACAGUGACACCCACAAGUCCAAUGGAGGCACAAGCAGAAGGACCCCUUACUGCGAUUACAAUUCCUAGACCUUCUGUGGCAUCAACACAAUCAACUUCAGGAAGCUUUCAGUAUGGUCAACAACCAGAGAAAAAAGACCUCCAGCUCAUGGAACCCACUGUGGAUCUUUACUCCCCACGGGAAAACUUCUCUGGCUUGGUUGUAACAGAAGGGGAACCUCCCAGUGGAGGGAGCAGAACAGAUUUGGGACUUCAGAUAGAUCACAUUGGUCAUGACAUACUACCCAAUAUUAGAGACAGUGACAAAUCUCAAGACCUAGGGCCAAAAGAGCUUCCUGACCAUAAUAGACUAGUUAUGAAAGAAUUUGAUAAUCUCCCUGGAGAAACUGAAGAGAAAAGCAGACUUCUAGGGUCAGAUAAUGAAGAAGAGAAAUUAAGUAAAGGGCAGCAUUGUGUUGAACUCUCUCUCCCAGGAGAUUUGGUAACUACAGAAAGGGAUCAUUCAGCUACCAUGGAACUUCUUGAUGUGUCAAAUAUACAGAAUUUUAGUGUGGUGCCAAAUCAAGACAAAAACCAUGAGAUAAUGAAGCUUCUGUCAGUUGGAACUUCAGAAAUAUCUCCAAGAAUAAUUGACCCAUAUGUUGAAGGACAGAUAGGCCAGGUGGUGGCAGUGCAAAAAAGCAAGCUAUUUAAGGAUGAUGAAAUCAAGAGUGAAGACUUACCAGGUCAUCAAGGAGAUCUCUCUACUUUUUUGCAUCAAGAGGGUAAGAGAGAGAAAAUUGUUCCUAGAAAUGGAGAACUCUAUCAUUGUGUUUCAGAGAAUGAACAUGGUCCUCAAACCCGGAAGGAUGUGGUUAGGUCAUCCAUUGUAAACAGACAUAGCCGAAUCCCUGUUUUAGCACAAGAAAUAGACUCAACUUUUGAAUCAUCUGCAGUCUCUGCAAAAGAAAAGCUCCUUCAAAAGAAAGCUUGCCAGCCAGAAUUAGUCAAACUUCUGGUGGAAAAAAGGCAAUUCAAGUCUUUCCUAGGUGACCUCUCAAGUGCCUCUGACAAGUUGAUAGAGGAGAAACUAGCUGCUGUUCCUGUUUCUUUUUCUGAAGAGGAGACCUUCACUCCCUUUUCCAGGCUGGCAGUGGAGUCUCACCUGAAUAGAUCAACUGAAGAUAGCUUUCUGUCACCCAUCAUCUCACAGUCUAGAAAGAGUAAGAUUCCAAGGCCAGUUUCCUGGGUCAACACAGAUCAGGUCAUGAGUGCAGCUUCAUGUCAGUUCUUGCCUCGACCACCACCAGGAAAGCCACCGGCAAGGCCUGGAGUGGAAGCCAGGCUACGGAGAUACAAAGUCCUAGGGAGUAGUAACUCCGAUUCAGACCUUUUCUCUCGCCUGGCCCAAAUUCUUCAAAAUGGCUCUCAGAAGCCCCGGAAUACUACUCAAUGCAAGAGCCCAGGAUCUCCUCACAAUCCUAAAACACCACCCAAGAGUCCAGUUGUACCCCGCAGGAGUCCUAGUGCCUCUCCUCGAAGCUCAUCCUUGCCUCGCACGUCUAGUUCCUCACCAUCUAGGGCUGGACGGCCCCAUCAUGACCAGAGGAGUUCGUCCCCACAUCUAGGGAGGAGCAAGUCACCUCCCAGCCACUCAGGAUCAUCCUCCUCCAGGAGGUCCUGCCAACAGGAGCAUUGCAAACCCAGCAAGAAUAGCCCCAAAGGAUCCAGCAGCGUACACCACCACUCAGCCAGCACUAAGACCCCCCCAGGGAAGAGUAAACCAGCCAGUAAACUCAGCAGAUAGGAGCCAGGCUGCACUCUGGACAAAGUGUGAGAUCUUCCUCCUAAACCUGAUGCAUGUGUCCCUGUACUGUCUGUUUCAAACAAUCAUUGUUGAUCUUUUGCAAAAAAAAAAAAAAAAAAAAAAAGUAACAUGAUUAUUUAAACAAAGACAUAAAUAUAUGAUAAGGAAUUACCUAAAGCAAGUAGGAAGCAGAUCAAGAAUUAAUGCCUUUGCAUAGGAAGUUGCAAUCCAGAAAAAUCCAAGGGGAAGAAGCUCAUUAAAUGAGCUCUCAUUUUUCAGCUGCCUUUGAAACAAAAAAGUUGAAGGUAUAAAAUAGAGUGAGAUUCUAAGGGGUUUUGCCUAACUUUUAAGUCUCUCCUCAAAAGACUAGCAAAAGUUUUUUGAUAUUUUUAUUUUGAACUUCCCAACCCCAAAGGGUCAUUGCUGAGAUGUUGGAAUUUAUAAGAAGUCUUUUACUAGGAAGCCAGUAGUCUCAUAUAUUUGGCUUAUAUGUUUAUUUACUGAUUGAAGAAUCCAUACCUGGAUUUUACAUUUUUUAAAGUCCAUGUUUCCUCCCUUGUCCAGUGUCUUAUUUUAACAACACAUAAGAAUUUCAGCAGCUCAUGCUGAGAUUUUCAAAUCCAAUUACUUUUAUCUAGUCCCCUAAUGUUUUUCUUUGAGUACCAGGUCUUAAUUUAUUUAUGGAAAAAUAAACUGAAAAACUUAGGAAAAGAAAAUGUCCAAUUGGAGCUACUGUAUUUCUUAGGCUUUAAGGAGUAGGACAGUAGCCUUCAAGAUGGAAGAGCCUUCUUCAACCUGGGUACACAUCCUCCUUGUUCAGAGAACCUGACCAGAGGAGAUGGUUUCCUUUUGUUUUAGAUGUCAGCUCUUUCUAAUACCAACCUUCAAGGUGGGAUUAGGGAAGCACACCACUUUGGAAUGUGGCUUAUGCUUUUAGAGUUAUAGAAAGAAAUUUAAUGUGUUACUGAGGCUUAAAAUAUUCAGAUUUUAUAUUUAUACAUUUAGCCAAUAAAGAAUAUCUGGGGAAAUAAACUUAGGCUAAAUAUUUUUCUUUUAGUGUUUUGUUACCUGUUUCUUCUGUGAUUUUCUUUAGUAGUUGGACUUCUUAGCCUGGUUUCUUUGUAAUCUCAAUUUAUAGUUGUAAGGAGGAUCAUGUUUGUUCUAAUCUCACUGUUCUGCUCACAGGAAUCAGACAAAAUUAAAGAAUACCAGACUUGUA
Jaculus jaculus (lesser Egyptian jerboa) is the source of this 5127-nucleotide messenger RNA. RefSeq names its product tau tubulin kinase 2 (gene Ttbk2). Gene Ontology annotation, biological process: signal transduction; cilium assembly; peptidyl-serine phosphorylation. The record is from RefSeq and is a predicted model, not a curated record. Gene Ontology annotation, cellular component: ciliary transition zone; cytoplasm; nucleus. Gene Ontology annotation, molecular function: protein serine/threonine kinase activity; ATP binding. Bases 183 to 3908 code for a protein of 1241 amino acids. The transcript has 15 exons. NCBI's taxonomy places the organism in Eukaryota, Metazoa, Chordata, Mammalia, Rodentia, Dipodidae.